CACCGGACGGAGCCGUGCCAUGCAACCUUGUUCAGACAUCGGAGCAACUUGAGCUAGAGAACAAAGGAGCGCCCGAAAGAUCUCUCCCGGCUCCCCUCCAGAAGCUUUCACCAUCCACUCCAAUUCGGCCAAGUGGCGUCUUCGCCAUCUCAGGAUAAGCCCUCCUUUCCUACCACUACCACCGGCACCGCCGCCUCUUGUUUCUCUUCCUCUUCCUACUCGGCAAUCACCACACGAGAGAAGAGAAGCUAGCGUUCAACAGAGGAAGAAGCGAGAGAGCUGACAAGAAUCGACUGCCAUCAAUGGCUCUGGCGCCGGCGCCUCUCCAGUGCUUCCUCACGAGCAGCAGACCGGCCGUAUGCACGGCGACGCCGCCCAAUAAGCGCGCGAGGAGGCCGUCGAGGAUCUCGUGCAGGGCGUCCGGCGAUGACAAGGACAAGGUCCCGUCGUCGGGAGGGAGCGAUCUUGGGGUCAAGCAGCUCGGGAAGCUGGCCAUGGUCGCGCUGGCCGCCGGCGUGCUGGUGCUCGGCCCCGUCGACGGUGCCGUGGCGGCCAAGUCCGGCGGCAGGGUCGGCGGGCAGGCGUUCCGGUCCGCGCCCCGGUCGUCCGGCCCUCGGAUCAACAACUCCAGGACCAACAUCUACAUCAACCCGCCGGUGGCGCCGCCGCUGGGCGGAUACGGGUACGGGAGCCCGUUCUUCGGCGGCUACGGCUACGGCUGGUCGCCGUUCAGCUUCUUCGCCCCCGGGCCGAGCGUCGCCGUCGGGGUCGGCGGCGGCUUCGACACGCUCGUCCUCUUCUUGGUGCUGGGCGCCGUCGUCGGAGCUGUCAGGCGGUUCCUCAACAGGAACAACGACGAUUACGACGACUACUGAUUAUCAGUGCCAGGCUCCUGCUACGUACUUCACCUUCGUGUGUAAUAUAUAUAUGACGAAAUUUUUCCCGUGCGGAAUUCUAGGAACGGAGUGUACUGACGAUGCAUCAGGAGAUGUAUGUAAUAAUUUUGUCCACAGUGAAAUGUAAUGAGCAUAGCGUCUAUAGUUAGGGUCAGUUGCAAACAGCCAAAUACUGCAUAACAUCGAUCGAGCCAC
Messenger RNA from Zea mays, 1091 nucleotides. RefSeq lists its product as uncharacterized. NCBI's taxonomy places the organism in Eukaryota, Viridiplantae, Streptophyta, Magnoliopsida, Poales, Poaceae. The transcript is spliced from 2 exons. Bases 303 to 875 code for a protein of 190 amino acids. The record is from RefSeq and is a predicted model, not a curated record.